AUGGAUGUACAUUUUAAUCUUUUUGUAUCAAAUUUACAAAACAAUGCAUUAUCAAUACCAAAUUCACAACUUUUACUUAGAUUAAUAUCAAAUCUUACAAGUGAUGAUUCAAACUUUCCACCAAUCGUUCAAAAGGUAAAAUCAUUUAAAGAUAGAAAUGAAGCAUUCAGUAGAGAUCUUGCAAAGUUUAUUAGAAAAUCAAAAGAGAGUUUAGCAGAGUUAUCAAAGGAAUUGGAUAAGUUUGUUGAUGAUGAUCCCGUAUUAGUAGCGCAAUUAAAAGAAGAGUUAAAUACAAAUCAAAAGGAAAUGCAUAAUGCACUCACAAAGAUUGAACCAACAGUUACAUCACAAAUCAAUACAAUUAAAAAACUUUCUGAUCAUAUUUUCCCACCAACAGAGGAACUCUUUAGAAAAAAGGUUCUCGAAAGACUUGAGAAAAAUAAAAAUCAACAAGUUCCAAUUAGUAAAAAAUUAAGAUGCACUAUUUGUCUCGACAAUGAUUCCGAUGUUAUAAUUAAAAGAACUUGUAAACCACCAAGCAAUGGUAUACCAACUUGUGAACCUCCACCAUCACUCAUUGGUAGAAACAACUCAUCUUCACAAUCUUCCACUAGUGGUCCAACCUCACCACCACCACCACCAAGAAAUACAUUUUGUGAAAAAGCCUCAUGUAACUGUGGUCCAGUUACCUGUAUGGAAUGCGUUAUCAAACAUUAUUGGAGUUCAUCAAGUAAUGGUUUAAAAUCUUACUCAACAUGUCCAUGUUGUCGUGCUGAGUUUUGUACAAAAGAUAUUUAUAAAGUUGAAUAUAUUAAUGAUUUAGAGGAAAAACCAAAAGAAGAGGAAUCAAUUAAAGUUGAUAACGAAUUAAAUAGUAAUACCACAACUACCACCACAACUACAUCAUCAGCAUCAGCAUCAUCAUCAUCAUCAACCAAUAAAUCAUCAAGUAAAAAACGUAAAGAUGAUUCCAAUAAUUCAAAUGAUAAUAAAAGAUUCAAAGAACAAAAAGAUACCGAUAAAAAUUCAUUCCAAAAACUUUCAAAAUCCUCGAAAAAAAACAAAACAAGUGUAAAGAUAUCACAAGAUAAAAGUUUAGAACGUAAAGCCGACUCUGACGAUGAUGGUGACUCUGAAAAUAAAGAUGAAAAUAAUGACCCUAGUAGUAAUAGUAAUAAUAAUAAUAAUAAUAAUAAUAAUAAUAAUAAUAAUAAUAAUAAUAACAAUAAUAACAAAAAUUCAAAUCCUUUCAAAAGAUUAAUCUCUUUUUGGAAAUGA
Molecule: messenger RNA, 1278 nt
Organism: Dictyostelium discoideum AX4
Lineage: Eukaryota; Evosea; Eumycetozoa; Dictyosteliales; Dictyosteliaceae
Exons: 1
Coding region: 1-1278 (425 amino acids)
Biological process (GO): protein ubiquitination
Cellular component (GO): membrane
Molecular function (GO): ubiquitin protein ligase activity
Source: RefSeq, a predicted model, not a curated record